AUGUUUACGUUUUUAUUUAGAAGGAUAAAGAAUAAUGAAAAAAUUUUAAAAGAAUUUAGUAAUUGUGUUCGAUUUGUAUCGUCAAAAGAUAAAUUGAAACAUUACGUCUUUCCAUCUAUUUCUCAAGAUGAUUGUGAAAUGAAAUUUAUAUCUGGAUGGGGACCGGGUGGACAAAAAGUAAAUACAGCUCAAAAUGCCGUUUUUUUAAAACAUAAAAGUACGGGAAUAUUUGUCAAAGUUCAUGAAUCUAGAUUAUUGCCAAAAAAUAUUGAAAUUGCCUUUGAGAGACUUAAGCAUGAAUUAGAUAGACAUUUAAAUGGAGAAAAUUGUUAUGCUGAACAAUUAAAAAGACUAGAAAUAAAAAGAGAAGAAAGAAAUAAAAGGCAAAGAGAAAAAAGAAGGAAUUUAAAAAAAAUGGAAACUAUUUAG
Molecule: messenger RNA, 429 nt
Organism: Strongyloides ratti
Lineage: Eukaryota; Metazoa; Nematoda; Chromadorea; Rhabditida; Strongyloididae
Product: Probable peptide chain release factor C12orf65, mitochondrial
Exons: 2
Coding region: 1-429 (142 amino acids)
Biological process (GO): translational termination
Cellular component (GO): mitochondrion
Molecular function (GO): translation release factor activity
Source: RefSeq, a predicted model, not a curated record